This is a messenger RNA of Metopolophium dirhodum (rose-grain aphid), 878 nucleotides long. It is a transcript of the gene Sdhaf3, whose product is annotated as succinate dehydrogenase assembly factor 3, mitochondrial. Gene Ontology annotation, cellular component: mitochondrion; mitochondrial intermembrane space. NCBI's taxonomy places the organism in Eukaryota, Metazoa, Arthropoda, Insecta, Hemiptera, Aphididae. Bases 193 to 561 code for a protein of 122 amino acids. Gene Ontology annotation, biological process: mitochondrial respiratory chain complex II assembly; succinate metabolic process. The record is from RefSeq and is a predicted model, not a curated record. The transcript has 3 exons.
GAUGAUAAGAUUUGAUUCUGCAGUAUUGCAUCAAGAUGUGUAAAAUGUUAAUCCAAUUUUCGACUUUUUUAAAUAAACCAAGUCUAAAAGUACUAGCCGUUAAUUAAGGAAUAAACUAUAAAGAAAAUAGAGUUAAAUAAUAAGUAAGUCACCACAUCUUCAGAGUAAUAGAGUAUACAUACAUGCUAUGUGAUGUCUGGUCUAAAUCAUGUACAAAGAGUUCGUUUAUUGUAUAAAACUAUUUUAAGGCUGCACCGAGGCUUACCAAAUGAAUUACAAGAACUAGGUCAAGCAUAUGUGCGUGAUGAAUUCCGUAGACAUAAAAACUGUAAUCCUAAAGAAACUCAAAUAUUCAUGCUGGAAUGGAGUAAAUACACAUUGACACUAUCAGAGCAGCUUUUAAAGAAUGCAAAAUCAAAUAUUGGUUUUGGUAAAAAUAUUGAUAAAGAUGAUGGUGUAUUAGACUCUUUCACAGAUGAUCAAAUUGUACAACUUUAUAAUUUAUUCAAGGAAACAACUGGAACCGUGGACAAAACUAUUGAAUCUGAGCUUUCAAAAUAAUUUAAUUAGACUAUAUUAUAUACCUAAUAUAAUAUGUACCUAACACCUAUAGAAAUAUAUAUUUAUGUUACUACUGUGUAACUUUGUUAGUUUUAAAUAGAAUAUUGUUGUUACUGCAUGUAUUUUUUUAAUGUGUUGAAUAAUCAAAUUAUAUAAGCACAAUAUACUUUUAACAUACAAUAUACAUAUUAUAAUGUAUAAAUUAAUUGUAUUUAUCUCAAUUAAAAAUAAAAAAUAUUCUAAUGUAAAUGGUUCUCUUUUAAUCAAAAAGUAUCUUGUAUAAUUAUGGGUGAUUAAAUAACAAGAAAUGAUUUUAA